CUCUUGACAAAGGCAAAUAAAUAAAAAAAAGAAAAAAAACUAUCCAGAAUCCAAUCCCCAAAUGACUCUUUGCGGAAGCUGAUUAGGGUUGCUGGUGGCAGUGGAUUAUUGGCUGAGUGGAGAGUAUUCCCCCAAUCCAUUUUCUUCCACAGGAAGCUUCUGGAUUUACCGUUUCAGCCACCUCGACAGCUACCUCUUGGAGAGAGCGGAAGGCGCUGAGUAUUUGUGUAUCCGAUUCGACGAGUUUUAAACGCCAAGGCUGAAAGUGUUGCGGCAUUUGGUGAAGUAAUUUGUGUUGUUGGCGGAUGGUUGGGCUAUCUUUGAAUUGCUCUCCAGUUCGUUGAUAAUGUGAAGAUCUCUUGGUCACUCAUAAGCAUAUAUUGGAGUGGAAGAGCAUAUUUAUUUGCACAAUGCACCUCGAGUGAUGAGAUCUUCUCUUACUUGUGGUACCUGUGGCUGUACCCUCUCUAACAAAAAGGUUGUUGAUUUAUCUCACUCAAGCCAGGGAAAUGCCGUCCAAUUAUCUAUCAAGACUUCAUAGUGCAAUCCGCGAAGGAGUCUGGAGAUCGGUGUCUGGGAAAGGAGGUGGAAUCGAAGAUCAGAUAGAUGUUCUCAUCGGCCAAGGGAAGGUGUUGCUUGGCCACUGUAGGAAUAUUCAUUCUUUACCCUCGGGGCCGUUUACUGACUUGCAAGUAUUUGUUCGCCCUGGGACUGUCGUUGCUGCUCAAGCAAAUCAUAUAGCCAAUCGAAAAAAGAAAUUUUCAGUUGCUGGAGCAUUUUCUCGUGCAAUGUCUAUACCUUCUGUAUCAGGGCCAUCAUUUCAACUUUGUGGGUAUCACAUUGAUCUUCUGCUAUCAGAGCCAAGCCAAGGCUUGGGCAUUAAUUCUGAUAAGUCUCUUAUGGCUGUCUGUGGAUCUAGAUCAGCUCUUACUGACUACCCUAUCAAUCUGCGGACAUCUAGGCCUGCUCCACUUGGUGUCGCAGCAUAUCAUUCUUUCAGUUCUUGCUACAGAAGCUUUGAUGAUUGUAGAAAAUUUAGCACGAGCUGGAGAAAUAAAGAACAGCUUAAUAACUUCUUGGUCUACAGAUAUUUCAUGUACAAUGUUGCAAAGAGAAAGGGCAAUGCCAAUCCAUUUCUUGGAUUUGGUUCAGAGUGUCUCCAUAUCUUAUCAUCUGCAUGCUCCUCUGCUGGCACUGCUUGUGAUGUGUCCUUUGAUAACUCUGUGAGGGAGGAUCAGCUUUCGAGUUCUGCACAUUCACCUCAGCUGAGUAUCCCAGCUGAUAGACCUCUGAAACUAAAUUCAGGAUCCUGUUACCUGCCGCAUCCUGACAAAGAAGAAACUGGCGGAGAGGAUGCUCAUUUUAUUUGUACAGGUGAGCAUGCUAUUGGUGUAGCGGAUGGUGUUGGUGGAUGGGCUGAUGUUGGUGUUGAUGCUGGGAAGUAUGCCCGAGAGCUCAUGUCCAAUUCGGUUAAUGCCAUUCAAGAAGAACCAAAGGGUUCUAUUAACCCGACCAGAGUCCUAGAGAAAGCAUAUACUAGUACCAAAGCGAAGGGCUCAUCGACUGCUUGUAUAAUUGCUCUCACAGAUCAGGGUCUGCAUGCCAUUAACUUAGGGGAUAGCGGGUUUAUGGUUGUUAGAGAUGGAUGUACAGUUUUCAGAUCCCCUGUUCAGCAGCAUGAUUUCAAUUUUACUUAUCAGCUGGAGGGCGGUAAUGCUGGAGAUUUGCCUAGUUCUGGAGAGGUGUUCACCAUUCCUGUCGCUCAAGGAGAUGUUAUAAUUGCUGGGACCGAUGGGCUUUUUGACAAUUUGUAUAACAGUGACAUUACUGCAGUUGUGGUUCAUGCUGUGAGAGCUGGUUUCGCGCCUCAGGUGACAGCACAGAAGAUAGCAGCACUGGCACGGCAGCGAGCUCAGGACAAGAACAGGCAGACUCCUUUCUCUACCGCAGCACAAGAAGCUGGGUUCCGUUAUUAUGGUGGAAAACUUGAUGACAUCACUGUAGUAGUUUCUUAUAUUGCCAGUGAUCACAAUGAAAACCUUUCAGCCAACAGCUCUAACUAGAGAAACGGUUUGUAAUGUCAUGGUUCUGUCAUUUCCAUCAGUCAAGUGCUUCGAAUCGAUGAUACCGAGCUUCAUGCUUGCAGUUUGCAAAGAGUAGACUCCCCAAGAUUUCACAUCUGUUGUAUAUAUAUGUAAUUGUUUUUGGACGGUGUAGUGGUUUUGCCUACAAACGGAUAGUUGCAAACGGCUGUGUAUAGAAAAUAGUAAAGGAAAAGGUGUGAGUUAUUCCACGGUUUUGGCUACUGGCGUUCCGCAAUACAUAGAUAGGCCAUAUUUUGUCGUAUUGACAUUAUUCAUUUUGCAUUUGAAUGCUCCAUUUUCAUGCCAUGUAAGAGAGGGGCUUACGGAUUAUGUCCUGAACAUAUGUAUAUGGAUUUUUGGUA
Messenger RNA from Sesamum indicum (sesame), 2446 nucleotides. Its product is annotated as putative protein phosphatase 2C 55. Gene Ontology annotation, molecular function: protein serine/threonine phosphatase activity. Gene Ontology annotation, biological process: protein dephosphorylation. NCBI's taxonomy places the organism in Eukaryota, Viridiplantae, Streptophyta, Magnoliopsida, Lamiales, Pedaliaceae. The record is from RefSeq and is a predicted model, not a curated record.